GGCAAGGUGACAGCGAUGGCUGGUUGCGGUGUUGUUGCAGCUGCUGCACCGUCUCCGAUUGAGCUUUCCUUGUCACCACUUAUCCGGAAGCUCCGCCAUCAAUUGACGGAGAUUAGAGAAAGAGCUCUUAAGAAUAUUUUGUGCAAAUUAGAUCAUAAUUUGAUUACAUAUGCUGAUUUAGUUCAAGAAAAGCUGCUUUUUACCGGUCUUCUAGAAUGGUUCAAUUUUCCUAUAGUGCCAAUGAAAGAAGAAGUUCUAAAUUUAGUGAGCAACUUGGUAAAGCAUCCGUCUGCUGUGGAGCAGCUUGUUGGGAUAGGGGCAGUGGAUUUCUUCUCCCAGCUUCGUCCAAAUGUGGAUCCAAAUCUGCAGACUGUGAUUGAUGGGAUUCUGGAUGGACUAUUUGUACUGCCUCCAGAAAUGUCCUCUGAUUAUCAGGCAAUGCCUUAUCAAGCUGAGCCUUUGCCAACAGCAUCUUAUUCUGUGUUGCCCCAAGAAGCUCAUGCUGGAUACUUUCAACAAGAGAAAAGUCAUUUACAAGAAACAGAAACACCACCAAACCAAUUGGCUGUGAAACAUGGAGUAAAGUGCUUUAAAUUUACUACAUUUCCUUGGUUAUCCUUGACCACAACAGAUAGGCAUGUUGUCUCCUCAAGUGAAAGCUCACUGAGAAGCAAAAAUCACAAGUUAAUUUGGAAUACAUGCGAACUUCUACAAGAUGUUAUCAUGCAAGACUUUCCUGCUGAGAUCUUUCUCCAAAGACCAAAGAUUGUUCAGAGUCUUUUCUCUCUGACAACGCUAGCUCUUGGAGGAGAUGGACAACACCGUUUGGCCUUACAGGCUAUCUUAUGCCUGCAACAGUUAUGUGUCUUGUUAAGAAACAGGCUUAAUUUUCAUAGAGAUCCAAGUUUUGUCUCAAGUGAACCAGGUACCAUUUCCCAGAAUUCCUCAAUGUCACAUGGGCAAGAUGCAAGAAGACUCUCUCAUUCUCAGAAUCCAUCUCCUGGUAGCAGUAGUCCUCGACCCUCUGUGAUAGGGCGCACAGGUCAGCGUCCCAGAGGUGAUGGUCAAGAUUGGGAUGCAGCAUCUUCCAGUGGAAGCAGUUCCCAUGCUAAUACAAAUUCCAGAAUAUCUGUUCCAUCACCUUUGAGUAUGGGUCACAUUGACUUGCCAGAACUGGAAAAUGAGGACACCUUGGAGUUACAGUUUCAACAGCUUAGUCUUCCUAGGUUCUGUGUAGAAGUUUUGGAAUAUACUGUGCCUCUUUUAAGAACAGGUGGCAGGAGAGUGACUUUGCAAGUUCUAGAAUUGCUCACGGAAGACCUUCUGCUUAUUGUUGAUGCCAUCUCUGAAGAUGUUUGGGAAGACAGCAGUCUCUUUGGACUAGAACUUAAAGAAAAGCUGCUUGAAAUCCUAGAUUCUUUAGGUGAAACCAUAUCCUACCAUAACAGAAAUGCAAGUUCACAGCAGCCAGAGUUUAUGACAGUACAUCACAGAAUCAUGUUCAUUAGUGUUUCACUUUUCACAGUUCGAUUGUUGCAAGCACUUGUCCCCGUAGAGAAGGCCGGCAGCGUUUUACCAGAAAGCUUACUGGCUGCUUUAUUUGUCCUUUCACUGGACAUGCCUUUCUCUUUGGAAUACCCAAGUAUUCAUGAAUCUGUCACGGCUUACUUGGAACAAACAAAUUCGGAAGACUACACUAUUUAUAAACAAGCUGCACAGGCUGUGUAUUCAAUUGAGUGCACCUGUAACUUUAUGCUGGAUGUCCACAGAGAGGGAGAAAAAAAUCUUCUUGAUUUGCUAGAGCUGGCAGAACAGGGCCUAAAAAGCCUUCCAUAUCAUCAAUACUUUCCCUUGCUUCACGAAUUCAUCAGUCUUUGCUCAAACAUCUGGAAGUCUGCCCAAGCAAGCCCAUUUCUGCAGGCUGAGAGUCAAAAGGUGUUCCUCCAUCUGUUGUCCCAUCCUGUGUUGAACAUAAGAGCUGAAGCCUAUAGCUGCUGCCUCAAAACUGUUAAAGAAUGUUUAGGUAUUCAUAAUAUCACUACACCUGUUUCUGUAGUCAGCUAUGGAGUACAUUUCCUGCUUCAUACCAAAGUUCUGUAUGAAAUCUGUAGUUUUGGACUUCAAGACUCUCAUCAUGAGGUAUGUUCAGCUGCCACGUUUAUACUGAUGUAUCUUCUUCAGGGCCGAUUGAUGAUGGCAGCAGUGACUUGGAACAAGUUUAUUGAGGCCCUUUAUCCUGUUGUUCCAAUUCUUCAGGGUUAUGCAGACACAGAAGAACCUCUGGGUAGCUGCAUCCUCUCACUGAGUGAAACAACUGCUGAAAAAGAAGGAAUUUUUCCAAGAACUACUAGACUUAGGGUUGCCUUGCGCCUUUUGUUCUCAAAAAAACCACUAGUCCGUUCCAUGGCUCUCAAGCAUUUAAUGUUUCAUCUUACGGUUGAAGAAGAUGCAAAUCUGAAGCGCCCACUACUGCAUGGUAGUGCUGUUUCCAGCAUUCCCAACUUACUUAUUGUGGCAAAGCCUAUUGAAAUCAAACUGGAUGAUGCAAGAGAGUCAGUUUUUAAGGCUGAGACAGUUGCAAAACUGUAUGAUAUAUUUAUCUCUGACACUAUUGAUCUAGUUUUGAGGAAGUCUGCAGCUGAGCAGUUAGCUGUAAUUAUGCAAGAUUCUAAAAUCCAUCACAUUAUCAAAAAGAUGGGUGUAAUAGACAAGAUACUUGCUUAUUUAACUGAAUGUGUUGACCGAGAUGGAAAGAUCAUGGACUGUAUGAUGUUGCCGUGUCUCAUGCUUUUACGGAAACUUGUAUAUGCAGAUCCAGCACAACGGCUGGCAUUGGCCUAUCAGCCUUCUGUUUUGCUGUUGUUACUUCGAGUGGCCUUGAUAUUCCAAGAUUAUGGUGCCAUUGUGAGUGAAGCCUCAGCAUUGCUUUUUCUACUACUGUUUGAUGAAGCAGCAAGAAAAGAGAUGUGGGCUGAUACUUUUUCCUGUGAUUCUAAUAGCAUUCUCCCUUUUAGUUUGCCUGUUGCUAUUGUGAGACGGUAUCAUCUACCUGUUAGAAUUGCUGGUUAUCAUGCCGUGAGUCCCAACUCAGUGGUGUUGCCAUUUUCUGGUGAACUCUGGGCCUCAAAGUCUGUGUCAAACAUGUUUAAAAUGGCUUGGAAUUUGUCUUGGUUCCAUGGAGUUGAUAACAUACUAAAACUCACCAGUUAUGAGACAGCAACAGAACAAUUUUCAGAUACAUUAAAGUUCUCUUCUGAGGAUCUUCUUACACUGAGGAUAACUCAUGCAACCAGUGGACUGCAAGACUGUCUUAAUUCAAUCAUUCAAGCGGUGUCCCACAGGGAAGUUAGGGCUGCUGUCACAAGAAUGAAUUUUUAUAUUCUGAAUGACAGACUGGCAUUAAUGUGCAGCAGUGGCCUUUGUGGGGCUACUUUGAAGUUUUUGGCUUGGCAAUCAGCAUUAAGCAGGUUUCUUCAGGUGCUUCCAGCUUCUUCAGAAGAUGAGAAGUUAUUGGCUGAUGUCAUUCAUUUUCUAAACACCUUUCUGAAGGAACAGAAGAUUACUUCAGAAGUUGAACACCUAAAAUGGAUCCUGGAUGUAGUCCUGAAGAAUAAUCCAAAAUCUCUGCUAGACCUUGUGGUGCAGCCAGAAUCCCAAGCACAAGAUGAAGUAGAUGACCUAAGGAUUGCUGUCAGACAACAACUGCAGAAAGAAUUGAUUGCCUUCUUUAAUACACUUCUGCUCAGCUUCAUGUCUGUUUCUGACAGAAAAGACCUAGAACUUAUUGGCUAUUUCCGAACAGAGCUAGCCCUGAAACUUCUGCAGUAUUUGCGUGUAACAGAUGCACCCCAUUUCUAUGGAUUGCCUUCUUUGGAGAGAACAUUAAGAGGAAUGGUUCAUAUUACUGCAUUCCCAGGUUGGAGUUCAUACUCUGUUUCCAUGGAGCCAUUUACAAUUUGCAAGAAAUAUUUAGCAGGGCUUCUUGAGGUCAUCUCAUCUUUUUAUGUUGAAUGGGGAGGAAAUGCCAUGUCUUUCAUGGGGAAAGGUGUUACAAAGAGCGCCAUCCUUUGUCUGCUUCACUUGUCCCACGAAAUGAUGGCUCAGGCCCAAAAUGAGGACUGGGUAUCUCUCUGGUUCUUGCCAUAUGACAAUAGUGAAGAACAAACCCUUUCUCGGCAAGGCUUGGCUUGGCUGAUUCCAUUAUGGGUAGACAGAGACCCAGAGGUGAAAUUCACCUCACUCGCAAUCGGAUCAGCACUUACAUCACUUGAAGUAGGUUGCUUUGCUUUAGCUGAAAGCUGCCAGAACAUUUCAGGAGGCUUAUGGGGAACAGUGAUUAACAUUCUCCUGGACAAAUCUGAAUGCAGCAUGGUCCGAAGAGAGGCUGCAUUUAUUCUUCAGAAUCUAUUAGUGAUUCCAUUGCCCACUGAAGAGGCCAAAGACCCCAUUUGGCAGGGACCUUGCGUGCAUGAUGAAGAAUCUGGUCUAUCUCUGAUUGGAAAAACUGCCCUCCAGGCCUUGCUAUAUCAUUGCCACUUCUACGAGCAUUUAAAUGAGAUGGUGAAUGAGUGCUACCUAGGUCGGUGUACAUUUGAUCUCAAUUGUUCCUUGGGAGACAGCCUGGCAGCAGAAAAGAAUAGUAUAAAUGAUCUUGAUGAUUCUCUCUCUUUUUUGAGAAUCCAUUCUAGUCAAAGCCAGUCUUCAAAUUCCCAGUCAACAUCUGACACUGUGAUCAUUUCGGCAGCGCCAUCUCUGGAGUGUGCUAGGGAAGUGCAAGCACCCACCUCACCACCUGUUAGUAUUAUUCGUGAAGUGCCAGUUAAUCGACUCAUGGCUCAAGGACAGAGUGACACAGCCACAACUGCAUCUUCGAGUCCACAGGAUUCCCCGCAGUCUCUCAUUAGACCUAAGCAGUGUGCAGUGGUCACACCUCCUCUCCUCUCAGCUGUUUGUAGCUUGCUGGACAACCUGCUGAUUGUAUCUCCAAAAGACACCGGGAAUGCUGUUCAGCGAGCACAUACACUAACUGCUCUCAGUAGUCUUGUAAAUUCUGGCUUGAUAGAGAGAUGCAUCAUGGAAAUUAAAGCACCUCUGCCUCAGCCAUCUCAUAUGGAGUAUGCAAAAUUCCAGGUUUUGUUUCUACUGCAAUUCGUAUCAUCAUUGGCUCAACUCCUACAGACUUGCUUGUUGAUAGACACUAAUCUUGUGAUGCAAGAUGAGUUAUUGCCAUCUCUUUUGGAAAGUGCUUUUGUGGUACUUUCCAUUGGUUCUAAGGAUGACUUAGGAACUGAGUUAUCAGCUGCAGUUCACCAAGCUUGGGAAGACUUAUUCAGCUUUUUGGCUACACUGUUAAGAAAAUGUGGCAGUAUUGCUCUACCAUCUGUGACUGCAGCACUUGCAAAGCAUUGGACAGCAAUAAUAGAUACAGUAUGUGAAUGUACACAUCUCUCCAUCAGAUGCCCUAAUUUGUACAUGACCUGCUUACAGUUCCUUGCCAUUCUUUUUUCCGAAGAAGGAAAGAGAAAGCUCAGCAAUAAAGACAGCGCUUGCUACCAUCCAACAGUGGGUUUCCUCCUAGAUGAAGAUGAGAGAAGCCGACCAUAUGUAGCUAAGCUUUGUGAACUGAUAAUUCAGAACUAUGAAGGAAAAUCAUUUCUAGAUGUGCUGAAACACUUUUCUGCAAGUGCGCUGCUUCCCCUUUUGGCUGUCAGUAAAAGUGCUCAGAAAUGUGCUUCGGAAGCCAACCUCAUAGAGACCUGCCUGGAACAGAUGAAACAUAUUCAUGCACAACUGAACCUUGAUUCUUUGAGGCCUGGAAAAGCAUUUCAAAGGAAAAAAGAUGAUAAUCUCAGCAAAGAAUUAAAGCUUGUCAUGCAGCUCCUACGAAAUUGCUUCUUUCAGAAUGAAAACUGCAAAGCAGCAGCUCUUGGAACUCACCUUAUCUCUAUUCUCCAUUCACUGUGGCCAUGGCUUUUAAUGGAUGACUCAUUGAUGCAAACAGCUCUGCAUUUGCUUUGUGUCUAUACUGCAAACUAUCCUUCAGGUUGUGGCUCUCUGUGUGUGUCAAGCAGUGGAUUGUCACCCCUUCAAACUGCUCAAAGAACUGCAGCUGGGAACUCAUUAAUGCAUAGCAUUGUGAAGUUAGCAUCUCAAACUCCAGCUGAGAACAGUGUCAUCCAGCAGAUGACCUUUAAUCUACUGGCUAACCUGGUUAUAUCUCAUGACUGUAAGGGGAUUCUUCAGAAGAAUAACUUCCUGCAGAAUUUUUUAUCAGUUUCAUUGCCCAAAGGAGGAAAUAAAAGCCUUGGUUCACUGGCUGUUGCUUGGCUAAAGCUCCUGCUGAAUUUAUCAUUUGGAGAAGAUGGACAGCAAAUGAUUGUGAAACUGAAUGGUAGCUUAGAUCAACUGAUAGAGAUGGCCAAGUUCAAACAUCGAAGUAAUCCAAACAUAAUUCUCCUAAUUGUGCACAAUAUCUGCUUUAACCCAGCCAACAAACCAAAGAUACUAGCUAAUGAUAAAGCUAUUUCAUUGCUAUCUGACUGUCUGGAAAGUGAUAGCCCUGCAGCUCAAAGAAUAGGAGCAUCUGCACUUUGGGCUUUGCUGCACAAUUAUCAGAAGGCAAAAGUGACUUUGAAGAAUCCAUCAAUAAAAAGAAGAGUAGAUGAAGCCUUUAUUUCAGUAAAGAAAGCUCUUCAGCAGCAAGAAGAAAGCAAGCAAGAUGCCUAUCAUUUAAAAUGUCUAGAAAGCCUAGUGCAACUUCUUGGCACUUAAGGAAUGCAAUCUGCAUGUCACAGGACUGGUUUUUUUGAAAGGUACUAGAACCCAAAUUGAAUUUUAAACUCAUUGUGCAGAGGAAAACUACCAUGCUGAUUCUUUAGAUGACUAUUUGAAGAUCUUAUACCAACAAAUUUCAAUACAGUUGUUCAUUUUUCUGGAAACACAGUUACAAUAUCCUGGUGCUAUAAAU
This is a messenger RNA of Varanus komodoensis (Komodo dragon), 6967 nucleotides long. RefSeq names its product rotatin (gene RTTN). The coding region runs from base 16 to 6771 and encodes 2251 amino acids. The record is from RefSeq and is a predicted model, not a curated record. Gene Ontology annotation, biological process: centriole replication; centriole-centriole cohesion; ciliary basal body organization. Gene Ontology annotation, cellular component: centrosome; ciliary basal body; centriole. NCBI's taxonomy places the organism in Eukaryota, Metazoa, Chordata, Lepidosauria, Squamata, Varanidae. The transcript has 49 exons.